Paraphaeosphaeria sporulosa is the source of this 1469-nucleotide messenger RNA. RefSeq names its product FAD-linked oxidoreductase. The transcript is spliced from 2 exons. The record is from RefSeq and is a predicted model, not a curated record. The coding region runs from base 127 to 1434 and encodes 435 amino acids. Gene Ontology annotation, cellular component: mitochondrion. Gene Ontology annotation, molecular function: proline dehydrogenase activity; FAD binding. Lineage: Eukaryota; Fungi; Ascomycota; Dothideomycetes; Pleosporales; Didymosphaeriaceae.
UACAUAUUUGAGGAGGCCAAAUGCUCUCUUUCGCUCGUCAUUUAUCUUUCUACUCACAAUAUGCCUUCACGAAUAGUUACGCGGGCGCGGCCUUUGAGUGUACCACGCAUUAAUGCGUGUGCGCCGAUGACUACCACACCUGUCACCUCACCAUUCAGCCGGAAAGAGACAUCUGCCCAUCCCGUGGUACACAGACAACCACGGAAUCGAGUGUUCAAGGAUUUACCACUCUCCGACCUGGUCCGCACACUAUCCGUCCUCUCUGUAGCCGCACUCCCAGCUCCUCUCCUCUCAGCAAUCAUUGGCUUCGUCCGGAGACACAGCAGCGCAAUUGUCUCAUCACGUAUCCUAUCAUGGCCUAUACGACGGACCUUCUACAAGGCGUUCUGUGUCGGCGAGUCCAAGUCCGAGAUUGCCGCGAACAUCGCCACUCUUCGAUCUCGGGGCAUCAAUGGCGUAGUCCUCUCUUUUGCACGCGAAGCGAAGCUGGACGGUAAUGAAACAAACUCUACAUCUGCGAAGGAAGAUGCUGGGUUGAAGAGCUGGGUGGCGUCCAAUAUUGAGACCAUCGCCCAGGUCAGCUCGAGCGAUUACAUCGCGGUGAAGUUCACGGGAGCGGGCGCAAAAGCUGUGCAAGCUAUGCAGAACUUUAAGUACACGGAUUCCAGCAAGAUCGAUGGCUUGAAGGCUCUAAAAGAGGGCAUGUUCGAGGUGUGCGAGUUUGCAAAGCAGCGCGGUGUCAAGGUCAUGGUGGAUGCUGAGUCGUCGCUGCACCAGCCUGCGAUCGACUACCUCACACUGGAAGCAAUGGCCAAAUACAACACUGAUGGCAGCGCUCUGGUAUUCAACACCUACCAGAUGUACCUCAAAGCUUCCCUCGACAAGCUCAAGUCCCACCUCAACAUCGCCAGCUCCAAAGGCUACACCAUGGGCAUCAAGCUCGUCCGCGGCGCCUAUAUCUACGUCGAGCCCGAUCGCGCAGGCAUCAUACAAGACACAAAGCCCGACACCGACAACGCCUACGAUUCCGCCGUCGACCUGCUCCUCCGCGGCACACACACCACGGCGGCGCAACCCUGGACGGCCGAGGUCAUGCUCGCAACACACAACACACAGAGCGUCGACACCGCGAUGUCUCUCUUCCGCUCGCGGCCGACCGGAAAGCAGCCCGUGCAGAAGCUCGUGUUUGCGCAGCUGAUGGGUAUGGCAGAUGAGAUCUCGAUGAAGCUUGCGAGCGAAAUCAAGAGCAUGGAUGGGGCAGUGAACGCAGGUGAUGUGAGUGUGUACAAGUACAGUGUGUGGGGUUCGCUGGAGGACUGCUUGUUGUAUAUGUUGCGGAGAGCGGAGGAGAACCAGGAUGCUGCGGCACGGAGUAGGAUUACAGCGGGGUUGAUGCUGAGCGAGAUUGGGAACCGCAUGACAUUCUGGAGAUGAGUAUGAUACCACGAUGACGAAUUGAUGAAUAGCAA